AUGUGCAACACGAAAAUCUUCAUCGUCACCGUGAACGUCAAGCCAGAGAAUAUGAAAACAAACAAAUUGAUUGCAAAGUAUGAUCAAGAACUACUUGCUGAUGAUGAUGAAUCACUGGACUUUACCCAAUUCCAAAUCCUUAACAUCCUCGAUGAGGCUGGGUGGGAAAUCUUUGCUACAAUAGCUCCCACAGUUGAGAAGGGGUCCCAACAACCUUCCCAGGAUCUGUAUGCCAGCCUCAAUUCCGAAAAAUUCUAUUUUGAAUAUCACGAAGAUAAUGGACAUGCCUCCAUUAGAUCAAAGCCAUCACAGCCCAGAUUCGCCAAGGAUCUCAAACUCAACAACUUUUUACACUUGCCGCACUACUCGGUAAAAGAGGUGGUUGUUCUCGAGAAGAUCUUUGCUGGGCUUGGCUAUAUAGCCAAAGUCUCGCUCAACGGCCAAGAAAUGUGUUGCAAGUGUGUAAAGCCCGAUACAAUAAAGGCAGUGCAGAGAGAAUACGAAUGUCUACAGAAGGUGGCGAUGUCCAAGGUCGCCCCGGGUGUCCGAACACCGAAACUCCUAGGCUUUGUAACGGAUGAUAGCGGCGACGUGGUGGGCAUCUUGGAAACUUUCAUACCUCAUAAGCAAAACCUCUCGAAAAUAGAAGGAGGUAUCAACGGUAUCCCCGAAGCGCAGCGACGAGAGUGGGCAAGACAAAUCAAAGACACGAUGGAGACUUUGCAUAAUAUUGAUGUUAUUUGGGGAGAUGCGAAAGCACAGAAUGUUCUCAUCCAUAGUGAGACAAACGCUUGUUACUUGGUGGAUUUUGAAGGUAGCUGGACUAACGGGUGGGUGGAUGAAAAUUUGAAGGAGACGCGACAAGGAGAUGAGCAGGGCUUGAAAAGAAUUAUUCAAUAUUUAGGACUCUGA
Glarea lozoyensis ATCC 20868 is the source of this 912-nucleotide messenger RNA. Its product is annotated as Protein kinase-like (PK-like). NCBI's taxonomy places the organism in Eukaryota, Fungi, Ascomycota, Leotiomycetes, Helotiales, Helotiaceae. Gene Ontology annotation, molecular function: protein kinase activity; ATP binding. Gene Ontology annotation, biological process: protein phosphorylation. Bases 1 to 912 code for a protein of 303 amino acids. The transcript has a single exon. The record is from RefSeq and is a predicted model, not a curated record.